Molecule: messenger RNA, 1693 nt
Organism: Ceratina calcarata
Lineage: Eukaryota; Metazoa; Arthropoda; Insecta; Hymenoptera; Apidae
Gene: Myd88
Product: myeloid differentiation primary response protein MyD88
Exons: 6
Coding region: 306-1574 (422 amino acids)
Biological process (GO): defense response to Gram-positive bacterium; positive regulation of canonical NF-kappaB signal transduction; innate immune response
Cellular component (GO): plasma membrane
Molecular function (GO): Toll-like receptor binding; TIR domain binding
Source: RefSeq, a predicted model, not a curated record
CGUUGCUAGUAUGGUAACAGAGUAACCUUCAGUAUACUGAACGAUACUGACCAAAUAAAAAAGUCGAUUUAACACAAUAAAAAGAUGGCUAAAGUAGGAAACUAUUAAAUUAAACAAUGAAAAUACGAUUUCUUUAUUACAUUUAAACAUUCUGAUAAAAAUAUUUUAGUGUCAAAAUAUGUAAUUAAUGUUCGAUUUCAUUAUCAUCUCGCUGUCAGAAUCAUUGAACUACAAGUGGUUGAAGAGUAUAUACUCAAAUAAUCGUAAUUUAUCGGCGAUUUAAAGUUGUUUCGUAAAAUACAAAAAUGACAGUCGAUCUGUCAGCAGUGCCACUUGUUGCAUUGUCCAAUGAAUCCAAACAAGUUAUUUCGACAUUGUUAAAUCCACCUAAAGUUAUACCUUCAGAAAAUGGAUUACCAAGGGACUGGAGAGGCCUUGCUCAUUUGUGUAAAUUAAGUGGAGAAUUAAUGCCAUUGUUGACAUUUCAUGUCGAUCCAUCAGUAUACAUUUUAACUGUUUGGGGACAGAACCAGAAACAUAUUACUCUUAAAGAUUUUCGAACAGUAUUGGAAGAGAUUGAAAGAUGGGAUAUUUUAGAUGAUACAGUAAAACUUUUUGAAAGAGAUGCUAAAAGAUAUUUGGAGGAACUGGAGAAAGCUCAGGCAUCAGCUGAAAUAAUUGCAAAUGACAUUGAUCAGAAAGUUCUUACAGUAGGUGAUCUUCACAGGCUAAGGCAAGGAUUAGAGAACCAAUACUAUGAUGCUUUUUUGUUAUAUGCCGAUGAAGAUACGAAAUUUGCUACAGAGGUGGUAGACAAGUUAGAAAAUCAGUACAACUUAAAGCUUUGCUUAAAAGAUCGAGAUUUAAUUGUUGGUGUAACGUUUGAGCAUGAGGCUAUAAUGACUUUGAUAUCAGAACGUUGUAACAGAUUAAUAGUUAUAAUAUCACCAAACUUUCUCAAUAGCUCUGCAAAUAAAUUCUUUCUGAACUACGCUCAAGCACUGAGCAUUGAUAAAAAGCAGAGGAAAAUCGUGCCAUGUUUGUACCAGAAAUGUAAAUUGCCACAACAGUUGAAUUACAUGUUCAUAUUGGAUUAUAAUAGAGUGGGCCUCUAUGACUUUUGGGGAAAGUUAAGAGACUCUGUGGAAACUCCAACCAGACUAGGAGAAAGCUUGAAAGUGUCUCUUGUAACGGAAGAUGAAUACAAUAAUGAAAGUAAAACGGAUGCCGAAAAUACGAAGUGUGCAGUAUCUACAGAAGUACAAGAACUUGAGCUAAAAAAUAGUAGUGAUAAGUUGAACAAAGCAGAAAUUGCACGUCACUCUGAACAAUCGCCUCUUGGUAACAAAAAGUAUGGUAAUUUUCUGCAGUGGCCAAAGAAGAAAUAUUUUACAAAAACAGAUAAUAUUAAGAAAGAUUGUACGCCACCCACAGAAACAGUAAGUUUACCAUCUCUGGAAAACAUAGAUUUAUUAAAGACAUCAACGGAAUCAAUGGAGAAGAAGCAUAAAACUCAGUUUAUAAAUAAAUAUAUGAAGAAAGUGCAAUUAAAAAAGGAUCUCAUUAAGUCAUAAACUAUCGUAAAUUACUGUUUGGUUGUUCACUACGUGAAAAGUGUUACAAUUGUGGUAUGUUUCGAUAGUGUGUGAUUUAUAAAUACGUCAGUUCAUUAAUAAAAUAUUCUUUUGCUUGA